Messenger RNA from Agelaius phoeniceus (red-winged blackbird), 4227 nucleotides. RefSeq names its product N-acetylneuraminic acid phosphatase (gene NANP). Gene Ontology annotation, molecular function: N-acylneuraminate-9-phosphatase activity. The record is from RefSeq and is a predicted model, not a curated record. NCBI's taxonomy places the organism in Eukaryota, Metazoa, Chordata, Aves, Passeriformes, Icteridae. Gene Ontology annotation, biological process: N-acetylneuraminate biosynthetic process; dephosphorylation.
ACGGGCGGCUCUGCCGGCGGUCAGGGGCGCUCCCCUCCGCCGUCCGAGCGGGGCGGCUCUGGCGGGAGGCGGCGCCAUGGGGCUGCACGGCGUCAAGGCGGUGUUCUUCGACCUGGACAACACGCUGAUCGACACGGCCGCGGCGGGGCGGCGCGCCAUCGAGGAGGUGAUAAGCGCCCUGCAGUCCAAGCACCACUACGGGGAGGGAGAGGCCCGCGCCGUCUGCGAUAAGGUGCAGGCCAAGCUCCUCAAGGAGUGCCACGAUCCCGCCAAGAUGUGCAUCACAGACCUGCGGAUAUCGCACUGGGAGGAGGCGAUCCAGGAGACCAUCGGCGGGGAGGCGAACCGUGACCUGGCGGCCGAGUGCUAUUACCUGUGGAAGACGACGCGGCUGCAGCACCUGACGCUGGCCGAGGACACGCGGGCCAUGCUCACCGAGCUGCGGAAAGGCCUCCGCCUGCUGCUCCUCACCAACGGCGAGCGGCAGACGCAGAGGGAGAAGAUCGAGGCGUGCGCCUGCCAGCCCUACUUCGAUGCCAUCGUUGUGGGGGGAGAGCAGAAAGAGGAGAAACCGGCGGCAUCCAUAUUUCAUUACUGUUGCGAUCUCCUGGGGGUGCAGCCCGCGGAGUGUGUGAUGGUCGGUGACUCUCUAGAUACAGAUAUUCAAGGAGGCCUGAAUGCUGGCUUGAAAGCAACGGUCUGGUUAAACAAAGCAAUGACUGCCCCAGUAGAUACCUCCCCCGUACCUCAUUAUAUUAUUUCUUCUGUACUGGAUCUUCCAGCAGUGUUACAGAAGAUGGAGCACAGCACUAAUUCUAAGUUAGAAACUGACCAUAUGGCUGGUAGCAAUGAAGCACAUUGAUGAUGGUUCCAGCAUAGAGACCUGCUGAGCUGUUAGGUGACAGAUGCUCUUUUGAAAAGUCUGACCCUAGGAGUUUGAACUCAUCUAUGGUCUCUUUUAAAUAGCAGGGGGAUUGAAUAAGAGCACAGUUGUCAGUGAAAACCAGACAGAAGCGCAGAAUUAUAUUAAUUUAGAUUAUGCAAGUGCAGUUAAUUUAAAGCAAUUGCCUCUGUCUGGAAAUUAUUUUGACAGACUGUUGCAGAAGUCUGUCUGUCUCUGACCUGAGUUGCCAGUCUCUUGUAUUUAUAGUGGAAAAGAAAAUUUGAAUGUUCUGAGCUUUCACAUGCUUUGCUGACUUGUAAGCUUAGGCAGAAUCCUCAGUUCUGACCUUGUGUGCAGUGUGUAAGAGAAGGUGAGAAAGAGAGUGCGGUACAAUCUGGUAAAUCCUCACAACUGAUCUACAGUUUAUCUCAGGAACUGGAGUGAAUUUCAUUACUUCUCAGACUAUUAGAAAUGCUCUACCUUUGAUCUUUUUUACAAGUUUUAGAAUUUUUUUCAGACUUUGCAGUGGUUUUUCUUUUGUGGAACUUGUAUCUCUUGCCAAAAGUACUUAAAAGUACAUUAAAAAUUUGCUUUUUUGUCGGGGACCAUUUAUCAGAGGGACUUGAUGAAUAAGCUUUUACUUUAUAUUAUCUUGGUGCUUAUGCAGUAUACUUGUAAUUCAGAUUAUGAUUUUUGUUGAAAUGGAUAAAACAGGGAUAUUUUCAAUAGUGCUACUGUACUGUCAGACUCUUCAGGACCUAAUAUCAUUGUUCUGUCUGAUUCUAUCAGUGAAUUUUGAUCAGAAUUUUUGGAGAAACUGUUCUUGGUCUUGGUCAGGCGUAUGACUACUCAGAUUGAACUGUAGGCUUUUCUGACUGUUUUAAUAGCACUGCUACAUAAUCCCUCCUUACUCCAGUUUGCAUGUGUAAUUCAUGUGAUUUAUUCUGAAGAAAAUACAAGCUAAUUGUCUGUAAAUGGCUCUCAUCACUCUCUUCCAGGAAUAUGUCCUAUGUAUUACAGUACUUUAUAAGGUAUAUGUAAUAUUUCCACUACAUGUAGGAGAUGACUCUCUAAAACAGUAAGGCUUCUCUUUCCUGGAUCAUGACAUUUAUUUUUUUCUGUGCCUCAUAUUCUUACUACAUAAUGGGGAUGUAUUCUCAUAUUAAAUGGAAAUGUAAACACUUGUUGGCAAGUCUGUGGUUUUCAACCCUAUUUGCUAUAUAUUCACUAGGAUGAGUAUCAGACCAUAUAUGAGAAAUCAAAUUUUAUAUUUUAGAAUAAUUCCAUAACAAAUCUUUUGAGAACAGGGGUGUUAGGGUACUGGCAGCAAUUAGAAGUACAGAAACCUACUAUGAAAUGGGUGUGUAGAAGAAAUUCUAUAUACAAAAAACAUUCAUGUCAAAUUAAACAAAGGAACCUAAGUUAAUGCUGUUAAGUCUUGCAUGGGAUGGCAGUCAGUUUAGAGGAGGCCAUUAGUGGUUUGGGUUAAAUUAUUUGAUAAGGAGUUUCGGUUAGAUCAAAAUAUGUUGCUCCUACGUUGAGGAGGGGGAAAAAUACUCACUAAAUUUGGAACCCCUUUCCCAAUUGUCCAUUAGAAAAGGUAAAGCAGUCCACAUUCCUUGUCUUACCUGGCCAAGCCUGCUGAAACAUGAGAUCAAGGAAGAGUACAGAGACAGACCUCACCUAUUCCUUUCAGGAAAUGGGCAUAUACUGAAAAGAAUCCAAUUACAGUAACACAGUAACAUGAACCAGUGGCACUGACUUGUCACAACAUCUGAAGGAAGAGGCCUAAGUUACAACUUUGAUUUCCAUUUGAAGAGCAUGAAAGCAGUCACUGGUUUAGCUGAUGAGCAAAGCAUUGCUACUAACAUUUCUUAGAACCAAUGAUUGAGACAAGAAUAAUAAAGAUCAUUGAGCCUGUCAGGGAUACUGUGUAAAAAUGGAAAUGUAUCCAAAUGAUUAGAGGGAUCCCUGAAGUAAUCUAACCAUACCACCUAAUACAAAAGCAACAACUUUGCUUUCAACAGCAUCCCAAAGGAGCUACAGGGUAACUGACUCUGCUCUGUUUGCACAGCAGCAGGGUAGUAGAACUUAGGUCAGAAUGAGGUUUCUGAUACAGCUGAUAUUUAAAAUAACAAAUAGUAAUAAUUUGCAAGUCUGUCCAUGGGCUUGAAGGAGAUAUAGAUCUAUAGAUAUAUAGUAUACCAGGUUACCAUUUUUUAAUCUAAGUUGAGGCUCAUAUUCUCUAGCCACUGCAUCAUGCUGAAGUGACAAGCUUAGCCUGCUUAUUGUAAAGAGGGUCUCUUGUUUUAGAAGAGACUGCUCUUUGUUUUGCACAUGGCCAGCCAUUUCUUUUCACCUCUGACUCUGAAAAACCACAGUAACUGUGCACUCAGGUGACAGUGUGGUCUGUAGAGGCCCCACCCGAGUAUAUUUUUCCAUUUCUGAGUUCUGUACCAGGCUGAAUGUGGCUGCUGGUGUCCAGAGAGGGAAACACCAUUAUGAUGCUUCUAUAAAACAAGGAGAAACAAUACAAGACUUUUCUCUAUCUAGGGCCAUUCUUAAAAGCAGUUACCCAAUAAGCUGGACUAGGUGUCUGGAGUAUCUCUAAAUACUCAAGAUGUUUUUCUUGGAUAGAGCUGUUGCAGAAAGGAUAAUGAAAAAUAAUUAUAUUGAGUAAAGUGGAAACAUAAGUGUAAUGAUGGGAUAAUUUUCACAUCAGAAGUAGGAACAAAUCAAUUAAACAGUCUAGUAACAGUUCCCAUUAAGUUCUGGUUUCACUUAGUGUUAUGCUCUAUUAGCUAAGUUAUCUGAUUUAAACUAUAUUGCCAAAACAUGCAAAAUACAAAGAGGAAAAGGAAAUUCCAUCUAUUUUUUUAAAACCUUUUUUUUCUAGAGAAUUAUUAUCUCCUGAGGUUAAUCUACAGUAACUUUGUCUUGGUUGAAAUUAACUGAAACAAUCGUUUAAUACCAACUGUAUUCUAAUUCUUGAUUCAAAAUAACCCAUGUUCUAGCUAAUAAAAGUGUUUUUGUGGAAGGGGCUAACAGCAGGCCUGUUAGCUAAAGGAGAGAGAAGAAGCUGAGAAGCAAGAAGAAGCUGAUAAGGAGCUCUCUCCAAAGCUGUUACCAAGGAGACUGAGAGAAGAGAUGAAUUGAAGAAAGAUAAGGAGAGAACUUUGCAGCUGGACGAAGCAUUUUUAGAAAGUUAGCUGAAGUCACUGUUACUUUUCAACAAUGGUGUUAUGUUGAUUUAUUGUGGCCAAUAGUUGGGGUAGAAGAAGCAUAAACAAUUAGGAAGUGUAUAAAAGGUCAGCCAUUUUCAAUAAUAAAGAGUUGCCAUCUGA